CCGCACUAGAAGGACUCGCACAGAACCCGGAAGCGUUCCUCAAUCGGCCGUAAUCACUAUUCAUUCUGUCUGCAGCACUUUAAAUAACCUCAUAUACCGUCGAAACGCCUGUCGACGCCAAAUUGCGGAUACACUCGCCCGGAGUUAGGUUUAGCAAGCAUGGCUGGUCGGUUACCGGCUUGUGUUGUCGACUGUGGCACGGGAUAUACAAAGCUUGGUUAUGCAGGAAACACAGAACCUCAGUUCAUCAUUCCUUCAUGUAUUGCAAUCAAGGAAUCAGCCAAGGUGGGCGACCAGGCCCAGCGCAGGAUGAUGAAGGGUGUGGACGAUCUGGACUUCUUCAUCGGUGAUGAAGCUAUCGAUAAACCUUCAUAUGCAACAAAGUGGCCCAUCCGUCAUGGGAUAGUGGAAGACUGGGACCUGAUGGAGAGGUUUAUGGAGCAGGUUAUCUUCAAGUAUCUGCGGGCAGAACCUGAAGACCAUUACUUCCUCCUGACAGAGCCUCCUCUUAACACACCAGAAAACAGAGAAUACACUGCUGAGAUCAUGUUUGAGUCAUUCAAUGUCCCAGGUCUCUACAUUGCUGUUCAGGCUGUCCUGGCGCUGGCUGCCUCCUGGACAUCCAGACAGGUUGGGGAGCGGACGCUGACAGGGACUGUGAUCGACAGCGGAGACGGAGUCACACACGUCAUCCCCGUGGCUGAAGGCUAUGUGAUUGGCAGUUGCAUAAAACACAUUCCCAUCGCUGGUCGAGACAUCACAUACUUCAUCCAGCAGCUGCUGAGGGAACGAGAGGUGGGGAUCCCUCCUGAACAGUCCCUGGAGACCGCCAAAGCUGUCAAGGAACGGUUUAGCUACGUGUGCCCUGACCUGGUGAAAGAGUUCAACAAGUACGACACAGACGGCUCCAAGUGGAUCAAGCAGUACACAGGCAUCAACGCCAUCAGCAAGAAGGAGUUCACCAUCGACGUGGGCUACGAGCGCUUCCUGGGGCCCGAGAUCUUCUUCCACCCUGAGUUUGCCAACCCAGACUUCACCCAGCCUAUCUCGGACGUGGUGGAUGAAGUGAUUCAGAACUGCCCGAUCGAUGUCAGGCGUCCGCUCUACAAGAACGUGGUGCUGUCUGGAGGCUCCACCAUGUUCAGGGACUUUGGCAGGCGCCUGCAGAGGGACUUGAAGAGAACUGUGGAUGGACGACUGAAACUCAGCGAGGAACUGAGUGGUGGCAAGUUGAAGCCCAAGCCCAUUGAUGUGCAGGUCAUCACUCAUCACAUGCAGAGGUACGCUGUCUGGUUUGGAGGAUCCAUGCUGGCUUCUACUCCUGAGUUUUACCAAGUGUGCCACACCAAGAAAGACUACGAGGAGAUCGGGCCAAGCAUCUGCCGCCACAACCCCGUGUUCGGUGUCAUGUCUUAGGCACCGGCGUGACGCAUUCGGAGGAGACCGAGGAAACGGAGAAGGCGGUGCAAGACCACACGUACUGUGGAAGUACCAUGAGCCUUUGCACAGAUGCUCCGACAGACCUGUUCAUUGGGAUAGAGCGACAGUGGACCAAACAAACUGCCCAAACAGUGGCAACAUCCUCACAAAUUAGAGGAAAGAGGUGACUAAGCCCAAAGGAUCCUCAAAUAAUAUGUUUACUGCAAGUAGGUUAAUGCUAGGUGAUAAGAUCUUUAAUUUCUAUGUGCCUCGUAUAUGUUCUUAUAAUAUCCUCACAGGGUUGUCAUAUGUAAUUAAUCAACAUGAGUCCUGUAUAAAUGCACUUCUCUGUGUGUAUGGGUUGGGGUUCUCGCUAUAUGUUACAUGCACCGAUAAAUCAAGACUGAGGGUGUGUUUCAAGUCUAGCUAGAUAACUUUCCAAAAAUCAUCAAGGAGCAAAACACCUUUGGAUCACUAAAGACAUCAAAUGGAUGUAGGAAUACAAGAUGUUAUUAAGAAAAAAUAACAACAACAAAAAGAACAAAAUCAUCAAUUCUACAAGACACAGAUAAUUACUAACCAUUCCUGAUUUUGUUUUUCUUCCUAUCUCUUUUUGCAAAAUGUCCCUAGAAGGAAUAUUUAUUUGAUGAGGUUGUAAAAGAAAUCACACAUUGUUGUUUUUCUUUUCACUCCUUAAAUAUGGGAAAUCUGUUCAAAUAAUUUCCCCUGUGUUUAAUUGAGACAAAACGGUUUGAAAAGGCUGUUUUCUUAUAACUAUCUCAGUUCAGCAUUGUGACAAAUUACGUCACUUUUCCUUUGAUCUUUUUAUUUGUAUUAAUAAUCUCCUGAGCAGUGUCUUGAAAAUAGUUAUAUUAAUAUAUGAACAUUGAAUUUGAAUGACUGUUGUUGGACCAUCACUGUUGCCUAGAUCUCAGUUAUACUGGAUAGCCUUGUACUGUACCAAAUCUGGAUUUCAAUGCUGGCAUUCCCAAUAAAUGCCAAGGAGAUAUUUCUACAGUUGUGA
This is a messenger RNA of Myripristis murdjan (pinecone soldierfish), 2443 nucleotides long. Its product is annotated as actin-related protein 3-like. NCBI's taxonomy places the organism in Eukaryota, Metazoa, Chordata, Actinopteri, Holocentriformes, Holocentridae. The transcript is spliced from 12 exons. The record is from RefSeq and is a predicted model, not a curated record. Bases 160 to 1416 code for a protein of 418 amino acids.